Molecule: messenger RNA, 1179 nt
Organism: Phaeodactylum tricornutum CCAP 1055/1
Lineage: Eukaryota; Bacillariophyta; Bacillariophyceae; Surirellales; Neidiaceae
Exons: 1
Coding region: 1-1179 (392 amino acids)
Source: RefSeq, a predicted model, not a curated record
AUGGAUCAGAGCCAAAGUCAAGCGAGCGGUAAAUUUUCUAAGCUAUCGCUGGAUCAGCUGCGUGAUGUCACCGAUGUUCUUCGGCGCCCGCUAACAAAUCGAGAAAUUCUUAUUCCGCUGGGCCGCCAAGCCUUUAUGCCUGGGGUGUUGCAACCUAUUACGGACUCCAAAGGACGCGAACAAGUGCUUUUCCGAACUGGGGACAAUGAAAAGAAGCAAAUCAGCAGAGAGGAAGCGUUGGAGAUUAUUCAGCGAGAAAUUGAUGAGCAAAAGGAGAAGAAACCAGUAUUGAAGUCCUCUUUGAAAAAGACUGUGCUGCCAUCUCCGAAGCAGAUGACACAGGAUGAGCGUUACCCUCUCCCGUCCACACAUUUCAAGCUUGCUGGUGAUCUUCCUUACUUCGAAAUUCGUGAAGAAUACGACGCAUCUGGGAAUGUCCAUGGUGAAGCGAUCAAUGUGACAAAGCAAUUAGAAUACCUGGAAGAUCAGGCAAACGGAGAUGUUGGUGCUCUCGGCCCAUCGUCGGAAGAGAAGGUUGCACGUGCAGAAGACCACGAAUAUAACGAAACGAUACCAGAAGAUAUUCAACCAAAGAAGAAGCUUUCGGACGACGAUUUUGACGCACUAUCCAAGCGGCUAGAAGAAUUAACGAGGCUUGAAGAGCAAGCUGAAAAAGAAGGUGCGAAAAAUCGAAAGAGUUCAAAAAAGCUACAAAGCAAGGGAUGGGGCAAAGGCUUUUUGAAUAGAACAUCUACUCCAGCUGAAAUUACUAAAACUAUACAGGCGCCACCUGUUUCCCAGCAAUUGCAAUCCUCGGCGCCAGGAACGGAGCAAACAGGCCGCAGAGUGGCAUUUGGAUCCGACAACCAAGUCCAAGAAAUUCCCCGAGUUGGACACCGAUCCGUCAACGAAAUUCGAAAGCCAGCUUCUCAAACUCAAUCAUUUGAUGAAAGUGUUUUGUCCAAUAUGGUGCGUGAACGACCCAAAGCGUCAUCUAGCCCCAAACCUGCUCCACCUCAGAGCGCCCCGUCACGAGUGUCUCGGUUUGCCCAGCAACGACAAAAUCAGGCUGAAUUUGUGAACAAUUUGACUGAACCUCAGUGCUCCGAGAGCUACCAGCCUUACGAAGAUCACAAAGCUUCGAAAAAGAGAGCGUCUCGAUUUACCCAAUCACGUUAA